Messenger RNA from Melanotaenia boesemani (Boeseman's rainbowfish), 1168 nucleotides. RefSeq names its product deoxycytidine kinase 2-like. The record is from RefSeq and is a predicted model, not a curated record. Gene Ontology annotation, biological process: nucleobase-containing compound metabolic process. Gene Ontology annotation, molecular function: deoxyguanosine kinase activity; ATP binding. NCBI's taxonomy places the organism in Eukaryota, Metazoa, Chordata, Actinopteri, Atheriniformes, Melanotaeniidae. The transcript has 8 exons. Bases 111 to 929 code for a protein of 272 amino acids. Gene Ontology annotation, cellular component: cytoplasm; mitochondrion.
GUUCGCGCGAAGUUUCAUUUCAGAUUCUGUUCUCCCGCCUUCAGUCACUCGCCGACCCUUCUGAGUGAUCGAUAAGUAAUCAAUAAGAGAUCAGUAAUCAGUAUCUGGACAUGGCGACGCCACCGAAGAGGCUCCGCUCCGCUCCCGGAGCUCCGCCGCGGGACGGCAGCUUCUGCCGCCGCCUCAUGAAGAUCUCCAUCGAGGGAAACAUCGCUGCAGGUAAAUCCACCUUCGUCCGCCUCCUGCAGACAGCGUCCGAGGACUGGGAGGUGAUUCCUGAACCCAUCGGAAAAUGGUGCAACGUCCAGAAUGAAAGUGGCGACAUUUACCAGGACCUGAGCUCGUCUCAGAAAAGUGGAGGAAACCUGCUGCAGAUGUUAUAUGACAAACCAAGCCGCUGGUCUUUCACCUUCCAGAGUUAUGCGUGUCUCAGCAGAGUUCGAGCUCAACUUCAGAGUCCAUCAGCCAAACUUCAGCAGGCGGAAAAUCCAGUUCAGUUUUACGAACGCUCCGUCUACUCAGACAGGUACGUGUUUGCUUCCAACCUGUUUGAGACCGGUAACCUGUCAGAAACGGAGUGGAGCGUUUACCAAGACUGGCAUACCUGGUUGCUGAACCAGUUUGAACCGGACAUCUCCCUUGACGCCAUCAUUUACCUGAGAGCCCCAGCACAGCGCUGCAUGCAGCGGUUACUGCACCGUGGUCGGGAGGAGGAGCAGGAAAUUCCUCUGGAGUAUCUGGAGCAGCUUCACUUCAAACAUGAGGCCUGGCUCUACCACAGGAACCUCAGAUUGGAUUUUGAGUACCUGAAUGACCUUCCUGUUCUCAUUCUGGACGUCGAUGAAGACUUCAAGAAUGAUCACAUCAAACAGGAAGUCAUCAUCGACAAGGUCAGAGAGUUUCUCACCACGCUGACCAAUCAGAGCUGAGGAUGUGAGCAGCAAAGUUUCUGAUUGGACAAUCAUUUAUCAGCUGAUUUUAAUGCAGAAAAAAAUUAAUUUUAGUUGCAAAGUUUUAGUUUUUCUGUUUUUUUUUACUAUGUUUGUACUUUUAUAUUAAAAUGUUCUGUGUGUGUGUGUGUGUGGGGGGGGGGGGGGGGGGGGGUUGCAUAAUUGUACUCCUGAUGUAGAGAUGUCAGUAAACAGACCAUGGUGCUUUCAGGGACAGA